GCAGGUUAGUCAUAGGCUCUGGGACGAGGCAAUAACAAAUUUUGCCAGGACGUCUUCCCAAUUCCUCAACUCCACUUGGACCGAACCCAUACCGCAGGGAAGCCUGUCCAAGGAAGCAUCAUACCAUGUCGUCCCAGCUUCCCGAUCCCACAGCGGACCUCGACUGGUCGGGCUUCGUCGGCCCUAUCCACGAGCGCUUCAGGGCCUCCGCCGAGGCUCACCCGGACAGGACAUGCAUCGUCGAGACCAAGACCUCCACCACCCCUGAGAGGGUCUUCACCUACCGCCAGAUCUACGAGGCGUCCAAUGCGCUCGCCCACUACCUGCACGAUGCGGGCGUCACCAACGGCGACGUGGUCAUGAUCUGGGCACACAGGUCCGUCGACCUCGUCGUGUGCAUCAUGGGGACCUUGGCAUCCGGUGCCACCAUGACCGUGCUGGACCCGGCAUACCCCCCGGCGCGUCAACAGGUCUACCUCGAGGUCUCUCAACCACGAGCGCUGAUCCGGAUCGGGCGGGCAACAGACGAGAACGGGCCCCUGGCCCCCCUCGUCCAGAGCUACAUCGACGAGUCGCUCCAGCUCAAGGCCGAAGUGCCCGAGCUCCGCCUCCGUGACGAUGGCUACCUCUUUGGAGGAGAGGUCGACGGCAAGGAUGUCUUUGAGAGCGCGAGGCAGAAGGCCUCCUCACCACCCGAUGUCCUGGUCGGGCCAGACUCGAACCCCACCCUGUCUUUCACCUCGGGGAGUGAGGGGCGCCCCAAGGGCGUGCUGGGUCGCCACUACAGUCUGACCCGGUACUAUGGCUGGAUGGCUGAGCGUUUUAACCUGUCGUCUGAGAGCAGAUUCACCAUGCUUUCUGGAAUUGCUCACGACCCCAUCCAGCGUGACAUCUUCACUCCACUGUUCCUCGGGGCACAAUUGCUUGUUCCGGCGAAGGAGGAUAUCCAGCACGAGAAGCUUGCAGAAUGGAUGAGCGAUCACAAGCCCACCGUCAGCCAUCUGACCCCAGCUAUGGGUCAGAUCCUGGUGGGCGGUGCCUCGGCCGAGUUUCCCAGCCUCCAGAAUGUCUUCUUCGUUGGCGAUGUCCUGACGACGAGAGACUGCAAGGUGCUUCGGCGACUUGCCGUCAACGCCAACAUCAUCAACAUGUACGGAACGACCGAGACGCAGCGAGCAGUCAGCUACUACGAGAUCCCGAGCGCCGCCAAGGACCCUGACUACCUCAACCAGCUCAGGGAUACCGUCCCCGCCGGAAAGGGCAUGCAGAAUGUCCAGCUCCUGGUGGUGAGCCGAGAGGACAGGACCAGGAUGUGCAAGGUGGGCGAGGUGGGCGAGAUCUACUGCCGUGCUGCAGGUCUGGCCGAGGGCUACCUGGGAGACGAGCAGAAGAAUGCUGAGAAGUUCCUCGACAACUGGUUCGUCGACAACCAGAAGUGGGUUGAGCUCGACGCACAGAACAGCAAGGAUGAGCCGUGGCGGAAAUACUACAAGGGCCCUCGGGACAGGCUCUACCGCACUGGUGACCUGGGACGGUACCUGGAGACCGGAGACGUCGAGUGCACAGGUCGUGCCGAUGACCAGGUCAAGAUCCGGGGUUUCCGAAUCGAGCUGAACGACAUCGACAGCAACUUGAGCCAGCACCAACUGAUCCGAGACUGCAAGACGCUGGUGCGGAGGGAUCGAAAUGAGGAGCCCACGCUCGUGAGCUACAUCGUCCCCGAGGCCAAGGAGUGGCAGAAGUGGCUCUCUUCUUUCAACUAUGAGGACGUCGAGGACGAGGGUGUCGAGAUGGGCACAGUGACGGUCUAUCUGAAGAAGUACCGUCGGAUGCAGACCGAGGUGCGAGACCAUCUCAAGUCUCGCCUGCCGGUCUACGCCGUGCCAACCAUCUAUAUCGUGCUCAACAAGCUCCCCCUGAACCCGAACGGAAAGGUCGACAAGCCCAACCUGCCCUUCCCUGAUGUGUCUGAACGGACAGAGGAGGCAUCGGAGGAGGACCUGAAGAACUGGGAGUCCCUGACCGAGACAGAACGCGCCGUUGCCCAGAAGUGGGCGGAGCUCGUCCGUGGUCUGAACCCCAAGACGAUCCGACGGGACCAGAGCUUCUUUGACCUCGGUGGACACAGUCUGUUGGCACAGCAGCUACUCUUGAUGACACGCAAGAACUUUGGUGUUGAUAUUUCCAUCAACAUGCUAUACGAAUACCCUACGCUCAACGGCUUCAGCAGCCAGAUUGAGAAGGUCAAGGGAGGCGCAAGCGUGGACGUUGAGGAAGGCGAGCCGGAGUACGCCAAAUCCUUCGACGAGCUGGUUGAGAUCCUGGCCGACAAGUACCAGCCGGCCGACGUUGGGGAGGCGGAAAACUUGACCGUUUUCCUCACCGGAGCCACAGGGUUCUUGGGCGCUUACCUCAUCAACGAGAUCCUCGGGCGUGCGAAGCCGAAUAUGAAGCUGAUUGCUCACGUCCGAGGUGCCAAGAACCCUGCUGCGGCAUUGGAGCGGCUGCAGCGCUCGCUCCGCGGGAACGGCGUGUGGAAAGACGAGUGGAGCUCAAGACUGAGCUGUGUCGUGGGGGACCUGUCCCAGCCACAACUGGGCAUCGACAUUCUCACAUGGAAAAGGCUGAGCAAGGAGGUUGACGUGGUCAUUCACAAUGGUGCGUCUGUGCACUGGGUCAAGCGGUAUCACGAGAUGAUGCCCCCCAAUGUGCUCUCGACCAUCGACGCCAUGAGACUGUGCAACGAGGGCAAGGCCAAGCGGUUCGCCUUCGUCAGCUCGACUGCCGUGCUGGACUCGGACCAUUACAUAAAGCUGUCUGAGGACUUGACCAGAACAGGGCAAGGGUCGGUAACCGAGGAGGACAACAUGCUAGGUUCUCGGACGGGCCUCGGCACCGGCUAUGGCCAGACCAAGUGGGUGUCGGAGCAAUUGAUUCGCGUCGCCGGCCAGCGCGGACUACAGGGAACCAUCAUCAGGCCGGGGUAUAUCCUAGGCGACGCUGAGACUGGAGUGUCUAACGUCGAUGACUUCAUGGUGAGAAUGCUCAAGGGUUGCAUCCAGCUACAGAGCCGGCCGCGCAUCAUCAACACGGUGAACGCGGUGCCGGUCAGGCACGUCGCGCGGGUGGUCGUCGCGGGCGCGCUGAACCCGAUCGCCGGCGGCGGGAUGCACGUUGCCCAGGUGACGGCGCACCCGCGGCUGCGGAUGAACGAGUACCUGUCGAUCCUGGAGUACUACGGGUACAAGGCGCCCGAGGUGUCGUACGACGCGUGGAAGGAGGACCUGGAGCGCUUCGUGUCGGCGGGCCCCAUCGAGAAGGACCAGGAGCAGCACGCGCUGAUGCCGCUGUUCCACUUCUGCAUGAACGACCUGCCCGCCAACACGCGGGCGCCCGAGCUGGACGACCGCAACACCGUCGCCGUGCUCAAGGCCGACGCCGACAGGUACACGGGCGUCGACGAGAGCAUGGGCUACGGCGUGUCGAGGGAGGACGUCGGCCGGUACCUCCGGUUCCUCUCCGAGACAAAGUACAUCAGCGCCCCGUCCGAGAGGGGCCGCCCCCUCCCGGAGAUCAAGGCCGACAUUGCCGGCGCCAAGGCCGCUGGUGGCCGCGGCGGUGCUUGAGCUGUGGUGACCACUGCCGUGUGUUUUUCAGAGGAUUAGAUAAAAGGAGCAACCAGAAUCGAACCGUCGCGCGAUUUUACACCA
Messenger RNA from Diaporthe batatas, 3710 nucleotides. RefSeq names its product L-aminoadipate-semialdehyde dehydrogenase. The transcript has 3 exons. The record is from RefSeq and is a predicted model, not a curated record. The coding region runs from base 126 to 3626 and encodes 1166 amino acids. Gene Ontology annotation, biological process: L-lysine biosynthetic process. NCBI's taxonomy places the organism in Eukaryota, Fungi, Ascomycota, Sordariomycetes, Diaporthales, Diaporthaceae. Gene Ontology annotation, molecular function: L-aminoadipate-semialdehyde dehydrogenase [NAD(P)+] activity; phosphopantetheine binding.